UAUUUGCUGCUUUUCUACAUUCUGUCGAAACGUGUAAAGGACACUCGUUAGAACUCUAUCGGCUGUGGAUGCUAGAAGAAUCUGUAAAAAGCACUCGUUAGAACUCUGUUGGCUGUGGAUGCUAGAAGAAUUUAUCUCUACUGGAAUUAAUAUGGCAAAUGUUAUUAAGAAUAAUGUUCAAUCAAAGGAAUUGGACAUGCAACAAAAGACCUCUGAGAUUGCAUUGUCCAAGGAUCUAUUUAAUAAGCAAUUUAAUGCAUUGGAUAAAGUUUUGCAAGACGAUCUGAAUAUUUUAGACAAAGUAGACUAUGAUAUAUUUUAUGGAUCACAAAACUUGCAAAAUGUAUUGAAGAGAAACAAUUUCAACAAGGAAAGGAGAAGUUUGAUACCGAUUGUAAUACGAAUAUCACCACAAGUGGAAAGUGUGAGAAUAUUUUCAACAAAUUACAAGAAGGACAAAGCUCAAGUUCACAGAAAAUCACGGAAGAAGAAAAGGUUAAACAAAGAUAUGUCGGAAAAAUUUGAACAUAAUAUAGCACACACAAGUAGUAUAAUGGCAGGGAUGGUCGGUCUCUAUAUCGCGAUUAGCAAGUGGUUUAUGUGCAUCAACUUCCACGACUCGAUUAUUGUCGCGGAUUAUGGUAUAGUGAAGGCGGUUAAUUUCGCGGUUGAUGGCAUCUUUGGACACAUUCAUGGCACCGUUCGGCGGUAUCUGCAACAUGUUAACCUGACAUUCGUUUGA
Molecule: messenger RNA, 742 nt
Organism: Nylanderia fulva
Lineage: Eukaryota; Metazoa; Arthropoda; Insecta; Hymenoptera; Formicidae
Source: RefSeq, a predicted model, not a curated record